Messenger RNA from Trichoderma asperellum CBS 433.97, 356 nucleotides. The record is from RefSeq and is a predicted model, not a curated record. NCBI's taxonomy places the organism in Eukaryota, Fungi, Ascomycota, Sordariomycetes, Hypocreales, Hypocreaceae.
CACAUGUUGGAGUACUUGAACACUGUUGGAUAACCCGUCACGUCAGUUAAUAGAAGACUAUGCAUGGUGCUUUUACUUAUGCACACUCUCUUGUAUUUUUCAACUUUUUCUACGUACAUCCAUCUUCAAUUUGCAUUCCUGAAUCUCUGGAUACUACGAGAAAUGCCCCACACUGCCUGGCUCAUUUGGAAUACCUCUGACCUCGUCGUCAUCGUAAGCACCUGUAGUAUCCACGCUACUGUCCGGAGAAUAUACUCCAUCUAUCCGGCAGAGGAUGAUGGGUAUUAACUAUCUUGCUCAAGGAGAGUAGCUAUUCGUCUCCGCACAUAACCCCGCAUUACUGCCAAGCUACUCUC